This is a messenger RNA of Dentiscutata erythropus, 246 nucleotides long. The record is from the annotation of a GenBank genome assembly. NCBI's taxonomy places the organism in Eukaryota, Fungi, Glomeromycota, Glomeromycetes, Diversisporales, Gigasporaceae.
UGAGGAGGUUGAAAUUAUUGAAACAGGGUAUAAAAGAGGUUUUGAAUCAAAUACAUUAUUAGUAGUUAGAAGAAUAAAAAAACAUAGUAUCCAAUCUCAAGAUAUACUAGAAAUUCUAAAAAAAAAUAUAUCAAAUAUAAAUGAUAAUGAAGACAAUAAAGGUAAUCAUUCAACAAACCAAAGCAUUAUUCUUCCAGAAAAAAAAUCUCAUAAAAGACCUAGUGAAGAUACUUCUAAAAAUAAAUU